AGAGGGACAUUCUGAUCUUCAACACCUGGCACUGGUGGACCCACAGCGGAAGAUCCCAACCAUUUGAUUACAUGGAAGAGGGUGGGAAAACGUGGAAAGAUAUGAACCGUAUGAUUGCAUACUACAAAGGAUUAACAACGUGGUCCAGAUGGGUGAACCGCGAUGUUGAUCCUUCCAGAACCAAGGUAUUUUUCCAACCCAUUAUGAGGGAAAGGAGUGGAACCAACCAACACAAUCAUGUAUUGGACAGACUCACCCGUUCUUCGGAACGAGAUAUCCAGCAGCAGCAGGCACGUCCAUGGCUUGGGUUGGUGUGAAGAAGGUCCUUAGUAGGAUUAAGAAACCAGUGUAUUUGCUCGACGUUACCGGACUCUCUCAGUAUCGGAAAGACGCUCACCCGGCCGCAUACAGUGGCCUUCACAGAGGCACUGAAUGUAGCCAUUGGUGCCUUCCGGGUAUGUCGGAUACUUGGAACCAAAUAUUAUAUGCAGCUCUUUUUAGUUAAAAAAUGCAAUGGAAGCUUAAAUUUGUUCUCUGAUAAAUAGUGAAGGAAUAAGAUAGAAUUAAUCAUAUCAUAAUUUGACUGUAAAUUUUAAAUCUGUUUGUUUCCGGGGGGAAAGUUGAACAAAGUUGAGUUGGUCAUUC
Hibiscus syriacus is the source of this 645-nucleotide messenger RNA. Its product is annotated as protein trichome birefringence-like 39. Gene Ontology annotation, molecular function: transferase activity. NCBI's taxonomy places the organism in Eukaryota, Viridiplantae, Streptophyta, Magnoliopsida, Malvales, Malvaceae. The coding region runs from base 72 to 317 and encodes 81 amino acids. The record is from RefSeq and is a predicted model, not a curated record. The transcript has 3 exons.